UACCAUGUAAAUCUUAAUUGAAAAUAACAAAGAGUAUUGCAAGGAGUUCACUGUUGCUCGCAGACUAGUAGUGGCACAUGACACGCGGGAGGUUUGGAACGUUCUACUCCUACAUCACUGGUGGAUAAGCUUCUUCUAUGGUGGUUAGUCAAACAGAGCAGAGUCAUGCAGUGCCCCAUUGGGCAUUGUUGUAUGCAGUUGCACACAAUAUGCUUAGCUAUCAAAACAAAGUACAUUUCUUAUGCCAUUUGUAAAUUGUAAAUAAUAAUCAAGGGACAAAACUAUGUACUGUAAUUCCCCCAAAAUAUAUCGAAUUCUACCACUCAAAUCACAUCUACCUAUCCUAUAUAUAUGGCGACUCCACAUCCCCAACCACAGCACCAUCACCACCCUUUCUCCCGAAAUUACCAAAACACCAUCCACCACACCACCACGUUAUGCAUAACCAACACACACUCUUACUCAGAUUCCCCUCAUUGCCCUCUCACUCUCUAACCAUCCUUCACCGCACAACAAAGACAAAGCUCAACAGCACGAGAAGGAAACACACUCCCACUUCCUCCUUCAGAAGAAGCAAUUGGAUUGUCCCCAAAGCAAUGCACUGCACUUCUCUCUGUGGUGGUGGCAACGACAACAACAACAACAACGAUGCCUCUUUCCGCAACUUGAAUGAGUCCACUUUCCUGGCUUCUCUCAUGCCCAAGACAGAGAUUGGCGCCGAUCGUUUCCUCCAUUCUCACCCUGACUACGACGGUCGCGGUGCUCUCAUCGCUAUCUUCGAUUCUGGGGUAGACCCGGCUGCUGCUGGAUUACAGGUUACCUCAGAUGGGAAACCAAAAAUUAUUGAUAUUCUUGAUUGCACCGGGAGUGGAGAUAUUGAUACCUCAAAGGUGGUGAAGGCUGAUGCUGAUGGUUGUAUUUCUGGGGCUUCAGGGGCAUCUUUGGUUAUCAACACUUCAUGGAAAAACCCAUCUGGUGACUGGCAUGUGGGUUAUAAAUUGGUGUAUGAGCUCUUUACAGAAAACUUGACUUCUCGUUUGAAGAAAGAAAGAAAGAAAAAAUGGGAUGAGAAAAACCAGGAGGAAAUUGCCAAGGCCGUAAAACAGCUUACUGAUUUUGAUCAGGAACACAUCAAGGUGGAGGACGCUAAACUUAAAAAGGUUCGUGAAGACCUCCAGAAUAGGCUUGAUCUUCUGAGGAAGAAAUCUGAGAGUUAUGAUGAUAAAGGGCCUGCCAUAGAUGCUGUUGUCUGGUAUGAUGGAGAGGUUUGGAGGGUUGCUCUUGACACACACAGUCUUGAGGAUGAUCCAGAUUGUGGGAAGCUUGCUAACUUUAUACCCUUAACCAAUUAUAGGACUGAGAAGAAAUAUGGUAUCUUCAGCAAAUUAGAUGCUUGUACAUAUGCUGUGAAUGUCUAUAAUGAUGGAAAUGUCUUAAGCAUGGUAACAGAUAGCUCCCCUCAUGGAACCCAUGUUGCUGGUAUAGCUGCUGCAUUCCACCCAGAGGAACCUUUGUUGAAUGGAGUUGCUCCUGGAGCACAAUUAAUAUCUUGUAAAAUUGGGGACUCUCGCUUAGGUUCAAUGGAAACUGGAACUGGUUUGACUCGGGCACUGAUAGCUGCUGUGGAGCAUAAAUGUGAUCUUAUCAAUAUGAGUUAUGGUGAGCCUACAUCACUGCCAGACUAUGGACGGUUCGUUGACCUUGCGAAUGAAGCAGUAAACAAGCAUCGUCUGAUAUUUGUGAGUAGUGCCGGUAAUAGUGGGCCAGCAUUGAGCACUGUUGGUGCACCUGGUGGUACAUCUACAAAUAUUAUAGGUGUUGGAGCUUAUGUUUCUCCUGCUAUGGCAGCUGGUGCUCAUUGUGUUGUUGAGCCUCCUUCUGAGGGGCUUGAAUACACUUGGUCUAGCCGUGGACCAACAACUGAUGGAGAUCUUGGUGUCUCUGUAAGUGCUCCAGGUUGUGCUGUUGCUCCUGUUCCUACAUGGACUCUUCAACGGCGCAUGCUCAUGAAUGGGACAUCAAUGGCAUCUCCAUCAGCCUGUGGUGGAAUUGCAUUGCUCAUAAGUGCAAUGAAGGCUGAGGGAAUCCCUGUGAGUCCAUAUAGUGUGAGGAAGGCCCUUGAGAAUACAUCUAUUCCCAUAGGUGAUUCACCUGAGGAUAAAUUGUCCACUGGGCAAGGGCUUAUGCAAAUUGACAAGUGCUAUGAAUAUAUUCAGCAGUCUCAAAAUAUUCCGAGUGUUCAGUAUCAAAUAAACAUAAAGCAAUCUGGAAAAACAAAUCCUUCUUCACGGGGCAUCUACUUAAGGGAGGCUAAUGCUUGCCGACAACCCACUGAGUGGAUGGUGCAAGUUGAUCCAAAAUUUCAUGAAGAUGCCAACAAGCUUGAAGAAUUGGCUGUGUUUGAGGAGUGCAUUGAGUUACACUCUUCAGAUAAGACAGUUGUUAAAGCCCCCGAGUAUCUACUGCUCACUCAUAAUGGCCGCACCUUCAAUGUAUUUGUGGAUCCUACCAAUUUAAAUGAUGGUCUGCAUUAUUAUGAGGUCUAUGGUAUUGACUGCAAAGCACCAUGGCGUGGUCCUCUUUUCAGAAUUCCAAUUACUAUAACCAAGCCCAUGGCUGUAACUGACAGACCUCCUCAAGUUUCAUUUUCAAAGAUGUUAUUCCAGCCAGGCCAUGUACAGAGGAAAUAUAUAGAAGUACCACAUGGUGCAUCUUGGGUUGAAGCAACCAUGAAUGCAUCAAGUUUUGAUACAGCUCGAAGAUUUUUUGUGCACACAGUUCAGAUAUGUCCAUUGCAAAGACCCAUUACACGAAGGAAUGUGAUUAAUUUUUCUUCCCCUACUGCCAAAAGCUUCACCUUUAGGGUAGUAGGUGGUCAGACAUUGGAACUAGUCAUAGCUCAGUUUUGGUCCAGUGGCAUUGGGAGUCCUGAGACCACCAGCAUAGAUCUUGAGGUUGUGUUUCAUGGUAUAAAAGUUAAUAAAGAGGAAAUUGUACUUGAUGGGAGUGAAGCACCAAUCAGAAUUGAUGCUGAAGCGCUACUGGCAUCUGAGAAACUUGCACCUGUAGCUAUUUUAAAUAAGAUAAGGGUCCCAUAUCGACCAAUAGAUGCUAAGAUUAGUUCACUUUCAAGUGAUCGUGACAAACUCCCCUCUGGAAAACAGAUACUAGCAUUGACGUUAACAUACAAGAUCAAAUUGGAAGAUGGAGCUGAAAUAAAACCUCAAAUACCAUUUCUAAAUGAUCGGAUAUAUGAUACAAAAUUUGAGUCUCAAUUUUAUAUCAUUUCUGAUUCAAAUAAGAAAGUAUAUUCAAGUGGAGAUGCCUAUCCGAAUUCUACAAAACUACCCAAGGGAGAAUACAAUUUACAGCUAUAUUUGAGGCAUGACAAUGUGCAGGUUUUGGAAAAGAUGAAGCAGCUGGUGUUAUUCAUUGAGCGAAGUUUAGAAGAGAAGGAGAUCAUUUGGUUAUCCUUUUUCUCUCAACCAGAUGGUCCACUGAUGGGAAAUGAUUCCUUUAAGUCCUCAACGUUAGUUCCAGGUAUCAAAGAAGGAUUUUAUCUUGGUCCUCCAGCAAAAGACAAACUUCCUAAGAACUCUCUACAAGGAUCUGUAUUGGUGGGAUCAAUAUCAUAUGGGAAACUAUUAUUAGCUGGUCAAAGGGAUCGUAAAUAUCCUGAAAAGCAUCCUGUGCGGUAUCGGGUUUCUUACAUCAUUCCCCCAAAUAAGGUUGACGAGGACAAGGGAAAAAAAUCUUCCUCAUCUUCCAAGAAGACAGUUUCUGAACGCUUAGAAGAAGAGGUACGAGAUGCAAAAAUAAAAGUGCUUGGGGGUCUAAAACAAGAAAGUGAUGAAGAGUGCUUGGAAUGGAAGGAGUUGUCUGCCUCGCUCAAAACUGAAUAUCCAAAGUACAUUCCAUUGCUUGCCAAGAUUUUGGAAGGUUUAGUUUCUAGGAGUAGUAUCAAAGACAAAGUCCAUCAUGAUGAAGAGGUAAUUGAUGCAGCAAAUGAGGUUAUUGACAGUAUUGAUAGAGAAGAGUUGGCAAAAUUUUUUGCACUAAAAAAUGAUCCAGAAGAUGAGGAAGCCGAGAAAAUCAAGAAAAAGAUGGAAUCAGCCCGUGAUCAGUUGGCAGAGGCACUUUACCAAAAGGGGCUUGCACUGGCAGAAAUUGAGUCUUUAAAGGAGGUAGAUAAGUCAUUGGCUUCAGCUGCAACAGAAGUUGCAAAACAAGAUGUGGAGAAAACUGAUGAGCAAUCCAACGAUGAUGCUGUUCAUCCAGACUUGUUUUUAGAGAACUUCAAUGAACUGAAGAAAUGGGUUGAUGUCAAGUGCACAAAAUAUGGAAUCCUCUUGGUGACAAACGAGAGGCGUAAUCAAAGGCUUGGGACCGCACUGAAGGUACUCAGUGACAUUAUUCAAGAUGAUGCCGAGCCUUCCAAGAAGAAAUUCUAUGAACUAAAGCUCUCUUUGCUUGAGGAAAUUGGAUGGACGCAUUUUGCUGCAAAUGAGAGAGAAUGGAUGCUUGUGCGUUUCCCCCCAAGCUUGCCCCCAUUCUAGGCUCUUCCCAUUGUGAAGCUGUUGAACUGCAAUGCAAAGGAGCUGUGUGCUUUUCCUUGGUUAUUUGUAGCUAUGACAACAAUUCAUGCAACAUUAAAUUGACCAUUUUACUCCAACAAGCUCCCUGCUCAAUUGGCAGUUGCGUCAGCCUAAGUUGGAAGACUUAGGGUAUGAUGUUGAUGUUGAAGUUUCAAUUCUUUACCAAGCUACCUUUAUCCCCUCAUUAUCCAGGUGCUUGCAUACACUUCCUAUGCAAAAAAUAAAAGAAAACAAUAUGGCUUUUCUAGACAUCUUGUCAUUCUGUUGUAUAUGGUCCUAUGGAUAACCUUGCUGCAUUCAAGUGCCUGAUAAUCCUCGGGUGUGGAACACACAUCAAGGGAUGCUAAUCCCCUUUGACAUUAGUAAUUACAGAAUUAAGUUGGUUUUCAGUUUUCUUUUUAA
Messenger RNA from Glycine soja, 4997 nucleotides. RefSeq names its product tripeptidyl-peptidase 2-like. Gene Ontology annotation, molecular function: tripeptidyl-peptidase activity; serine-type endopeptidase activity. Gene Ontology annotation, biological process: proteolysis. Gene Ontology annotation, cellular component: cytosol. The record is from RefSeq and is a predicted model, not a curated record. Lineage: Eukaryota; Viridiplantae; Streptophyta; Magnoliopsida; Fabales; Fabaceae. The transcript has 34 exons. Bases 438 to 4556 code for a protein of 1372 amino acids.